GUGUGGGUGAGUGGGUGUGGGUGUGAGGCUCCAGCCGUAUCCAACAAUCCGUUACUUGAUCAUUCGGGUCCAGCACGUGAUCAACACAUGGUGGACGCCGCUCAUAAACUACCAUCUCAAAUCACAACAAGCCGUCAGACGCAUAACAUAACUUUUUUUUCUAUACAUCCGUAUAACCGAAAUGGAAGUAAUUGACGUGAUCGUCGUUAAGAACCCAGCACUGCACAGCGAGCAGGCGACAUUCGACGCCAACGGUCUUCGGGCCGCGGCGGACUUGCGGUGGCACGAGGAAGAGAAGGAGGCGGCUGCCGGAGCCCCGCCAAUGGAUGCAGGCAACACCCACGCGAUACCCGAACACAACGGCGAGGCGAUGCUCCCCGGUGCCCGCCUCGUUGCCGACACGGGCCCCCAAACUGACACGCUUCUGUGUAAGGCGCCUCUGGCUGAGGAAGAGGCCAUGGACACGGAUGACGAAGAGGAAGAGGACGCUCAUUGCCAGAGCGGGCCCCUUCCGGGCACUGGGGGCCUAGUGGUCGUAAAGGAGGUGGUGAUCACCGAGGUGGUGCUGCCCCCCGAGGACGCGGUGACCCAAAAUAAGGGGGUGACCGCAGAGGUUGUGAUGGCCCCGAAGGAGGGGGUGACCCCCGGUGAGGCGACCCCCCCCAAACAGACGGCAACCAUCUCAGAGGAGUUGCUGACUGUUCCGGUGGAGAUGGUGACCAUUUCAGAGGAAGGGAAAACUGUUCGGAACGAGACGCUGACCAUUCGAAAGAAAGGGGUGACUAUUCGAAAGAAAGGCGUGACGGUUCCAAAGAUGGUGACUCGCUCAAAACAGCUGGUGACUCUCUCUGAGGAAGUGGUGACCGUUCCAAUGGCGGUAGUUACAGUCACAGCUGAAAGGAGGACUUUUACAAAUGAGAUGUUGAGUAUUCGGAAGAAGGUGGUGGCUGUCCAGCAGGGGGAGGUGACUAUCGCAGAGGAGAGGUUGACUAUCCCAGAAGAGGGGGGGACUAUCCCAGAGGAGGGGGUGACUUUCCCAAAGGAGGUGGUGACUAUCCCAAAGGAGGGGAUAACUAUCCCAAAGGAAAGGGUGACUAUCCCAAGGGAGAGGGUGACUAUCCCAAAGGAGGGGGUGACUAUCCCAAAGGAAGUGGUGAAUAUCUCAAAGGAAGUGGUAGCUAUCCCACAGGAAGUGGUGACUAUCCCAAAGGAAGUGGUGACUAUCCCAAAGGAAGUGGUGACUAUCCCAAAGGAAGUGGUAACUAUCCCAAAGGAAGUGGUAACUAUCCCAAAGGAAGUGGUAACUAUCCCAAAAGAAGUGGUGACUAUCCCAAAGGAAGUGGUAACUAUCCCAAAGGAAGUGUUAACUAUCCCAAAGGAAGUGUUAACUAUCCCAAAGGAGGUGGUGACUAUCCCACAGGAUGUGGUGACUAUCCCAAAGGAGGUGGUGACUAUCCCAAAGGAAGUGGUAAUUAUCCCAAAGGAGAGGGUGACUAUCCCAAAGGAGAGGGUGACAAUCCCAAAGGAAGUGAUGACUAUCCCAAAGGAAGUGAUGACUAUCUCAAAGGAAGUGGUACCUAUCCCAAAGGAAGUGGUGACUAUCCCAAAGGAAGUGGUGACUAUCCCAAAGGAAGUGGUGACUAUCCCAAAGGAAGUGGUAACUAUCCCAAAGGAAGUGGCGACUAUCCCAAAGGAAGUGGUGACUAUCCCAGAGGAGGAGGGUACUAUCCCAAAGGAAGUGGUGACUAUCCCAAAGGAAGUGGUGACUAUCCCAAAGGAAGUGGUCACUAUCCCAAAGGAAGUGGUGACUAUCCCAAAGGAAGUGGUAACUAUCCCAAAAGAAGUGGUGACUAUCCCAAAGGAAGUGGUGACUAUCCCAAAAGAAGUGGUGACUAUCCCAAAGGAAGUAGUAACUAUCCCAAAAGAAGUGGUGACUAUCCCAAAGGAAGUUUUAGCUAUCCCAAAAGAAGUGGUGACUAUCCCAAAGGAAGUGGUAACUAUCCCAUAAGAAGUGGUGACUAUCCCAAAGGAAGUGGUGACUAUCCCAGAGGAUGUGGUAACUAUCCCAAAGGAAGUGGUAACUAUCCCAAAGGAAGUGGUGACUAUCCCAAAGGAAGUGGUGACUAUCCCAGAGGAGGGGGGUACUAUCCCAAAGGAAGUGGUGACUAUCCCAAAGGAAGUGGUGACUAUCCCAAAGGAAGUGGUCACUAUCCCAAAGGAGGUGGUCACUAUCCCAAAGGAGGGGGGUACUAUCCCAAAGGAAGUGGUGACUAUCCCACACGAAGAGGUGACUAUUCCAAAGGAGGGAAUUACUAUCUCAGAGGAGGUGGUGACUAUCCCAAAGGAGAGGGUUACUAUCCCAGAGGAGUGGGUUACUAUCCCAGAGGAGGGGGUGACUUUUCCAAAGGAGGGGGUUACUAUCCCAGAGGAAGGGGUGACUAUCCCAAAGGAGGGGGUGACUAUCCCAAAGGAGGUAGUGUCCAGCCCAGAGGGGGUGGUGACUAUCCCAGAAGAGGUGCUGACUAGCCCAGAGGACCCAGUGGCCUUCCCAGAGGAUAGCAUGGCCAUCCCAGGACAGGUGCUGGCCACCGCCAGUGAGACACACCCCUCUUCUUCACAUUGUGACGACGUUAUGCCCAGACGACAAAAUCCUCCCCCUAUGGAUGACGUUGAUUUGAUUUACGAAGUUCAGACACAGUUCAGAAAGACCCGAGAAGCCAGCGAUGAACCUCAGCCAAUCUGCCGAGUCGAGUCACUCUACGAAGACUUCCUGCAACCUGAGGGGCAAAAUCCUCCCCCUAUGGGUCACAUCCAGUUGAUUUACGAAAUACAGACGCAGUUCAAAGAGAUACACGGAACCUGCGACGCGUCUCAGUGGGUCUUGGUACACCAGUCAGUUGUCAAAGACUUGGAGGCCAUCUUUGAGGAAGUAAACUCCAUCCAGAACGUUGUUCAGUCCCUGUGGCAGGAAGCUCAAGUGAUGUCUGAAGUGAUCUACCCGCUGUGCCAAAACAUCGACGCCAUCUGGGAGGAGGUUCAGGCCCUCUGUAGGGACGUGGAGCCGGUCUGGCAACACUUACAGGCCAUCAGGAAGGAAGUUGUCUCCUGUCGCGGCAGGGAGACUGAUCAAGUGGUCAGGAGGCUGUUGAAGGAGGUUCGGCCAGUUUGGAAAGAAGCAAGACUGAUUCGCGACAUUGUUAAGCAGAUUAGGGAAGAAGUUUGAUGGAUUAGAGAGGACGUCCAGCCCGAGUGUGAGGAGGUCCAGCCUGUGGUAAGACUCAAAGUGAUCGAACACUCCGAACCGCUCCCUGUGUACUUUUCUCCUCCUGCCGAGGGAUCUGACGCGGCUGGGGACGAUAAUGCCGAGGAGUAAGGAAGAGGCGCAUGCUGAGUUAC
Molecule: messenger RNA, 3396 nt
Organism: Eriocheir sinensis (Chinese mitten crab)
Lineage: Eukaryota; Metazoa; Arthropoda; Malacostraca; Decapoda; Varunidae
Product: zonadhesin-like
Exons: 2
Coding region: 182-2008 (608 amino acids)
Source: RefSeq, a predicted model, not a curated record